CUCAGAGGCGGGAGGCAGGGCCGACCGAAGCGCGAACGGGACUAGGGGCGGGGGGCAGUCACCCCAUCGCAGCCCCGCUGCACCCCAUCCCCACCCGCCCACCCCGCCGGCGAUGUCUAACGUUCACCUCUCCGCUGCCGCCGCCGCCCUGGAGCGUCUCUCCGCCCGGCGAGCCCUGGCCGGGCAUGGCCGUAGCCCAGUCUGCAGGAGCCUCUUCGGGCCGGUGGACCACGAGGAGCUAGGCAGGGAGCUGCGGACCCGCUUGCGGGAGAUGGGAGAGGACGACCAGCGCCGCUGGGACUACAACUUCCACACCGACACCCCGCUGCCGGGGCCCGGUCGUCUCAGCUGGGAGGAAGUGGAGGGCGAUACCGUGCCCGCUUUCUAUCGGGAGACGCUGCAGGUGGGGCGGUGCCGCGUCCCGCUCCACCGAACCCCCCCCGCCUUGCCGCCGCCGCCCCCCACCGCCGCUGCCGCCGGCAAGGGGCCCGGGAGCCGCCUGAGCCGAGAGAACCGCGCCGCGCCCCGCCGCCGAGGCGUGCGGCCCCGCCGGAGAGGUCCUCCAGCCCGCAUCACAGAUUUCUUCGUGAGGAGGAAACGGCCGGCGGAGCCCAAGGCGGCGGCGGAGCUUCCCGGAGGCUGCUCACCGCCCCCCGCCGCCGUCCCGGCUGAGCAGACCCCCCGCAAGCGGCUCCGGUGAGCCAGACCUUUGCACUACGGCACCCACGGGAGAGGCGAGCCUCUGCCCCCGGAGGCGCAGGGGGCCGAGACGGGCCGUGCGGCGAACCGGGACCCCACCAGCCCAGCAGGGCCGGGGACCCGCAGCGGAACCGAAGCAGUUGCCCGCCGGCCGCGGCCGCGCACGGAGCAGUGUUAACGUAACGACUGUGCAAUGUAUGGCGUGUUGUAUAGAAAUGUAUUAAUGCCUAAUGUGAGUACACUGGCCAGAAGUGUAAAGCUUUAAAAGUCAUUUAUAUGAAAUGUUUAAUCUCUGCUGAGCUCUCAGUGCAAGGAAAAAAAAAAAAAAAA
Messenger RNA from Dryobates pubescens (Downy woodpecker), 1029 nucleotides. It is a transcript of the gene CDKN1C, whose product is annotated as cyclin dependent kinase inhibitor 1C. NCBI's taxonomy places the organism in Eukaryota, Metazoa, Chordata, Aves, Piciformes, Picidae. The coding region runs from base 113 to 700 and encodes 195 amino acids. Gene Ontology annotation, cellular component: nucleus. The record is from RefSeq and is a predicted model, not a curated record. Gene Ontology annotation, molecular function: cyclin-dependent protein serine/threonine kinase inhibitor activity. Gene Ontology annotation, biological process: regulation of cell cycle. The transcript has 3 exons.